This is a messenger RNA of Funneliformis mosseae, 141 nucleotides long. The record is from the annotation of a GenBank genome assembly. NCBI's taxonomy places the organism in Eukaryota, Fungi, Glomeromycota, Glomeromycetes, Glomerales, Glomeraceae.
AUGUUAAAUUAUUUAAUGGAAUUAUCAAGAGCAGUUAAUAGUGCUAAUAAUAAUUUUGUAGAAGAUGUGAUAGAUGAAUCACAAAUAAUAUUAAAGGCUCUAUUAGAUAAUAUAAAUAUAUCAGAUAUUGUUAAAGUAUAA